This is a messenger RNA of Drosophila melanogaster (fruit fly), 1076 nucleotides long. RefSeq lists its product as uncharacterized. The coding region runs from base 1 to 372 and encodes 123 amino acids. NCBI's taxonomy places the organism in Eukaryota, Metazoa, Arthropoda, Insecta, Diptera, Drosophilidae. The transcript has 5 exons. The record is from RefSeq and is marked reviewed.
AUGGUUUUUAGAUCAAUUUUUCGGUUUUUUCAAAAUUUAUUCAGAUCAGUAAAAUACAGUAUUAUGGGGGACUGCGCAGAUGCAAAAUUAGUUAGUCGAGUUACGGUGCCACCAAUACCGAAACUUGGCGACAUGCACAUGUAUUGGGUGUGGCGAAUGCUGAUUAAAUCAUAUUUGGAUGCUAUAGGUCUUUGGUCUGGAAAUCACCCAAAGGAGAGCGCCCAUACAAAAUUUGUGCUGCUGAGCACGUUGGAAAUAUGGGUUGUAAGAAGGGAAUACGAUGAAAUGAGCAGCAGGUCCAUUUUCGAAGAUCUCGAGGAACGAUAUGCUAUCACUAACAAUGACAAACGAGACUCUAUGUACAACUUUUGAUUGCUGCCUGGAUUACUACUGUAGUGUAAUAAAUCUCAAACUUCAAUAUAUAAUUAUAUAUAUUUAUAAAUUUGGUGAAAAUUGUCGAUCUCGGACGGUUGGAUAUUAUAUUCAUUUAAAAUUUGUCAUGGCGGCAACCAACGAGACCUGGCCCGCCAGAAGAACCAGAAGAAGCAGGCGGAUUUGACCAAGGGAAAGCGAACCGAUAACCUCACCGUGGAGCAAAGGAAGGCCAGGGACGCUGAGUUAAUGCGGGAGAAGCAGAAAAAAAAGGAAGAGGCCGCUGCGGCGGGCACAAGCAAAUAGUCAACCCACUGGCUUGAUAGAGAUCUGGACUCCCGGUUGCAUUUCCGGACAGGUUAGGCUUAUAGUCAGUCGUUCGUCAGCCAAGACCCCGAUUCGCCCAAGGACCUAGGAUAGUUGGUUAGAAUGUACAUGAAGCAACAUACAUAAUUCACGAGAAUUGUAUACAACUACGCAUAGAUAUUACCGGGCUGUACAGCACGCGACAUAGCAAUAGCAAUAGCAAGUGCCACCCAAGGACUUCGAUUCUGUUCCGGUUUUUGUUCAUUUUCGUUUGCAGUGCUGCUGUACGAUAAUUAAGUAAUCUUACAUUUUAUUUCUCCACCUACCUGACUAAAUUAUUUACUGUAAUGUAUAUAUAUAAAUUUUCAAAUAAAACAUAAUAUGCAGCCGACAGAAAG